CCCCGCCCCUUCAGGCCAGGUCGCCGCAGGCGCCGGAAGUGCCCUGCUCUUUUUUGCUAGUUCCCGCCCGUGUUCCGGAAAUACUUUCUCGGGAAGAUGGCGGCUGUGUCGGUCUAUGAGUCCCCGGUCGGAGGUUUCUCUUUUGAUAACUGUCGCAGAAAUGCCGUCUUGGAAGCUGAUUUUGCGAAGAAAGGGUACAAGCUUCCAACGGCCCGGAAGACUGGCACGACCAUCGCGGGGGUGGUCUAUAAGGAUGGCAUAGUUCUUGGAGCAGAUACAAGGGCAACUGAAGGGAUGGUUGUUGCUGACAAGAACUGUUCAAAAAUACACUUCAUAUCUCCUAACAUUUAUUGUUGUGGUGCUGGGACAGCUGCAGACACAGACAUGACAACCCAGCUCAUUUCUUCCAAUUUGGAGCUCCACUCUCUCUCCACUGGCCGCCUUCCCAGGGUUGUGACGGCCAAUCGGAUGCUGAAGCAGAUGCUUUUCAGGUAUCAAGGUUACAUUGGUGCAGCCCUAGUUUUGGGGGGAGUAGAUGUUACUGGACCUCACCUCUACAGCAUCUAUCCUCAUGGAUCAACUGAUAAGUUGCCUUAUGUCACGAUGGGUUCUGGUUCCUUGGCAGCAAUGGCUGUGUUUGAAGAUAAAUUUAGGCCAGAUAUGGAGGAAUUUAUUGGCAGAGUUAUCACUGACCGCUGGAGAGAGAGAAAUAUUAUGAAGAUCUUAUUACUACCUGGGGCAACUUGGUUUUCAUUUGGAGGAUUGUUGAGCAUAUUUCUUACUCUUUCUUUAAAUCCAGUCUUGUUUUUUUCUCUGAUUAUAUUUGAUUCACUGCAGCCUUGGAAAUAUAUAUUUGUAUACACAUAUGCUGUGAACGCUGAUUUCUUCUUCUUGCAGAAAGCAAUAUGUUCCUGUCUCUCUUGGUCCUUUUCCCUCUGGAAGCUUAGGUGUUUUUCCUUCCAUUCACAGUCUCAGAAUCCAGCAAGACCUCUUGCUCCCCACUGAUUUUCCUGUGGCGGGAUAGGAGCACCUAGGCUUUGGUGAUGCAAGGCACUGACCUGGCACCCAUCCCUGACUCCCAGUCAGACACGGCCGUGUGCCAUGAGUGCGUCAGCCAGCCUUUCUGGAGCCUCAGUUUCCUCUGCUCUCAGGCGACGAUGAGGAGGGUUAACUAAGUAAUGUAAACAUUUGGCUCAGACCCAGGGACGUGGUGGGUUCCCCUGUUUUCUCACACCCUGGCCUCUCCUUCUACCCUAGAACUUGCUAACAAUUCUGUUUGUAAAAUCUGUGCGUCGGGGACGUUUCUGUCCCUUUAUUCCUCCCAACAGCCCCUGGACAGAGGCAUUAACUCUGUUCUUCCAACAGGCACCCCGUGGCUCCCAGAGUUCAGUGCCGUGUCCGUCAGUGACCCAGCUGUCCUGGCUUUUCUCUUUCCGUAGUGGCAGCUUCUGGCCCCUUUUGGCUCUGCAGCCUCAGACCUCUCUUCUCCUGGCCCUGAGUUGUGAUCAGGCUCUUGCAUCCUUCAGUGAUCUGGGACAGGCCAGCUUGGCAGUGGCGUUGUUGGUAGUUCCUUGAAUGUGAACACCCCUUCCCAUCCCUGCUGAAAACCUCUGAAAUCACUCCUGCACUCCCCGCAGGUUGGUCCUUCCCUGUUUGCAUCACCCGGGUCCUGGGUGCCCAAACAGCUGUGGGGGAAAGAAUUGGCAGCACCCUGUAGACCUUAAAGACACAGUCACUGCCUCGCUCCCCACCAGCUGCACCUCAGUUAUGCCUGACAACCCGCAGGAUCACACCGGCGGGCCGGGCCCCGUGGACCCCAACAGCUCGAGCCACAACCAAAACUUGGACACCUUUGCUUUUGUCACAUAGCCCAGUCUGAAAAAAAAUUAACCUUUUCCACCGUAAAAUAUGUGGCUACACGGGGGGUACGUCACAUCUGUUACACAGUGCGGGAAGCAUUCUGCUUGUGGUGGGGGGGACUGUUUUAAAGACUUUUUUGAGCUCUUUAAAUUUUAUUCAGCCAUCAGCCACAAAUGACUCCUUCAGGCUGCAUCAGUGGCAUAGGCAGAACCUUGGCGUGUCCACAGGUCACUGUGGAACGUUAUGUUUAAACCUCUUCCUCUCACGUGUUUAAGGGUCUUUGAGUGCUCUUGUUCCCUGGUCCCCAGUUGGGACUGGUGCACUUCUGGAACUAUCCCUUUUGGUCUGAUCUGUCUCAUAACUCAUUUCAUCUCUGAGUUUGGCAAAGCCACGAAUGCGUUUGAAGUUGGUGUUUCAUGUUUUCAUUCGUCGACAUCCGCACCAAGCCCCGUGCUAGCAGCCUGGGAUCCGGGGAUGGAGACGGGGUGAUUUUGGUCCUUUCGUUUGAACCCAGGCUCUCACCACACACCUGGACUUGUAAUCUUUUCGGCUGCGGAUCAUCAGAGCAAUAGCAGUUUUUGCCAUUUCGAGAAAAUCGAAGUGACAAAAGAUAAUGCAGGUUUCCCAAGAUGAAUUUGGACUGCUUCAGUUCUCUUUGGCUAAAAUUCUUAGUUUUUAGUAAAGGAGCAAACUGUCAUGAACUAAAUGGUCCUUGCAGAUUUCCUAGCAAACAGGAAAAGUGACGGAAGCUGUGAGAGAGUUCAGCUGUGUCGCCAUCCACAGCUCUCCCCGGAGCAGAGGUAGGACAGCCACUGUCCCCUGACUCCCUUGGGACGGUGGGGUGGAGGGCAAAGGGAGGCACCUGCGGUACCCCAAAGCCAGGAGAGCCAGGGCAGCCCUGUUCUUCGUGAAGAAGGCUGAGUGUUUCUUCCUUUUUCAUUCAGUGCCUCAGCCACACAAACGGGCCAAGUUUCCCGGUAAAUAACCCAUUGCAUUUCUUUCUCAAUUCUUAAAAAAGUUCUAGGUCAAGUCAGCUGUUUCGGAUGGCUUGCCAUCACAGGUGCUCUCACACUCCAAAGCCGUAUCUAAAAGUAGUGUGCCAGGGUUUCCAUCAGAUGCACAUUUAAUGUUUCGCCCGCCCCUAAUGCAUGUAAAACGCUGCUCAGCACGCGUAACUGAAUGGUAGAACGUAGAGGGUUUAUUUAAAGGGUAGUAAUUUGAUGCUGAACUGUCCAGGGUGCCCAUUGGCUGGGGCACCUGCAUUUUCCUCUGGCGACAUUCCCAAUCUAAAAAUCACUUAAGUGGGAAGAGAAAUUCGAUUGUAGCCGUAGGCAAGGAUAAUGUGGAAAAGUUUCUUUGCAGUACUAUUUUGGACCUGCACCAUAGUGGAUGCCGAGGUAAUCUAUCAGUUUGUGAGUGUCUACAAAAUGCAACUCUCUAGAUAACAGGUUUAAAGUAAAGAUUUAAUACAGUCUCCAUCUCCUAUGAUGUUGCAGUGACAGUUUAAAACUCAUUCUCUAAAUCUCAGCAGACUUUAUAGCUAGCAGUGGGCCAAUAUAAAGUUUAAUGGCAUUACAACACAUAAAUCAUCUUUUAAAGAUGCUACUAGUAGCUCCAAUAUUAAAUGCAGACAAUCGCCUGUGUUAUAAAUAAUUUAUCAAACACCAUUUCAGAUUAGCCUUCCAUGCUGAGUUAUUUAUUUUAGCCUUUUCUGUACGAUUCCUAAGGCACUUUUUGAAAGAUCCAUUACUGGUCAGUUUAAUGAACUUGGGGGUCUGUUUUGUCCCCUCAAGCACUCGGGUACAGCUGUGGUGACCAUUACAUGGCCGACGUGGACCUCUUUGUGCCUUUUACAAGUGCUGCCCAUUUGUCAUGUAGCGGUAAAUGGAGCUGCACAUUGGAGUCGAGGGACACAUUGCACGAUGCAGUGAUGGAGACAAACAGAUAGCUCUAUAAAGUGCUGCUUGUCACAGCUGACUUGUAGUACAGUACAUCACUCUUAUUGUAAUCUCAUUUAAGAAGCCGGGGUGGCCCGGGGGACUGAUAUUCCCAGUUAGUUUGGUCUUUGUAGCCAUAAAGCAGGAAGUGCUCCUUUUAUAUUCUCUGAACUUUUAGGGAGUGUGCUUUUUGCUUGGAUUAAUUAUUACAGGAACUUCUUCACAGAACUGGGUGCAGAUUCGUCAGCAGGUUUGUUUGGACCUCCUUCUCCUGGCCUGGGGUCUGGUCCAGGCGGUUGCUGCUUAGAGAUAAACGGUCUCUGUGCUUCCAGGAGCCCUCUGGCUUGCUUCAUUAAAUAAGUUGCCUUUUAUUAAGCAACAGCUAUAUGCCAGACACUAUAAUAGGUGCUUUCUAUACCUUAUUUCUAAUUCUUGCAGAAGUCCUGUGGUAAAUCCUAAUUUGUCAUCACCGUACUACAGGGAGGGGAGAGUAAACUCAGAGAGGUGAAGUGACUUGUCUAUGUUUGCAUAGCAGUAAGUAAGAAACGGGGUUCAGACCCAGUCUUUCUGCCUCCACCUCUGCCAGGUUAACUUUUAAUCACCAGGUGGUGGUGUUUUGGCUGAGGGUCUCAAAGUAAAAGGAAGCAGCCAUUGGGCCAGAGGGCCAUUUUUCCGGAAGCCAGGAUGAGUCCUGCUGGUUGGUGUGCACACUGAAUCCAAGUUCCCCUGUGACUAGCAACGUAAAUCCAUGAGCAGCUGGCUGGGGGAGGACGCCGGCCUGGCAGUGGGAAAGAGCAUGGCACCUGGGCCUGACCAGCUGGGGUCACGGGCUCUGCAGGGUCCUCGUCAGAGCCCCUCUGUAGCAGCUGUCCCUGGGCAGAUGCUCCUCAGAACACAGGUUAUCCCACGGCUUCCAGAAAAGGGAGCUGCAAUUUCUCUAUGAAGAAUGAAUCCUAAAGGAAGAAACGGUGCUUCCUGCAUUUAUUGUGGGCCAGAGAUGGAUAAAAAUGUGGUGUUUUCCCCAGCUCUUGCUUUUAGUUUGUGGUUCUUCUCGAUGGUAUUCUUAAAUAUUUGGUAGAACUUGUUAAAGACAAGAGUUGUUUAAUUGUGAAACUCCACUAUAAAGAAAACACAGUAUGAAUAUGCCCAGUAGCAUAUUUGCAUAUGUGUCUAGAAUUUGAGUAUGGAAAUACAGUGGUAAAAGAGUCUUCGACAUACGAAGCAUUUCCUGGAACAUAGUAGGUGUCUUUUAAAUAUUUGUUGAAGACAUUAACUGUGUAAGUAACGGGUAGACAACAAGUCCUUGGUAAUUUUCACCCUGUUCGCCUUUUGACAGGUUUUGGGGGGGGGUGGGGAACAUGGGAAAUAAGACAUGGCUUCUUAGUACUGAUCUCUACCAUAUUAUUACAGUAUAGAAAUGUGUAAGGCGUUGUCUGUGGGCAAGGGUUGUGGGCAAGGUGCUCCCCCACCAGUUGUGGAAAUGACCACUGGAGAACUGCUAGUUGGCCCAGAGAUUAGUUGGCAGCCACCAUCCUUCUCUUGAACAUCCCCGGCUUCCAAAGAUCCUAGGUGAUUGAGGAGUGACAUACCCCGAGUCAGGGAACCUGCUGUCCACUGUCCCUAAGUCACCAAGCAGUCCCCAGCCCCCAGCUGAGCAGGUUACUUGUGAGCUGGUGUGGUGCUGUGGCAUUCUGGCUCUGAAGUCCAGUGGACCUGUUUUACUGGUUACUAGCUUGGUGACCGUGGGCAGGCCAUUCACCCUCUCAGCUAUAGUUUCUUUUCAGUACUAACUUCAGAAGAGGGUGAAGGGCAGAGGUAAAAACGAUGAUUGGCAGUCUGCCUGACUCAGCACUUGACACGUUGUAGUUGGUGCUCAAUAAAAUGUAAGGUUCAUUCCAUUUCAUGGCAGCUUCAGUCCUGUGUACAUGAGAUGGGGGUGGGACUGGAAAGAAGAUUGCAGGCUUGUGAGAUUUUCUUCCUUAAGGAAUUAUCUUCUCUAGAAUUGGUGGGGAGGAGAAGAAUUUAAAAGGCAUAUUUUCUCAAUUUUUAAAAGCCUUUUAUACUUAAACCAUAGCACACACGAUAAUUUAUCAAUAAAUCAAGCUAUACAUAGUACAUUUUGUACAUUUUUAAGUUAUUUAAGUUCAUCUAUUUACAUUACAGAAUAUUUGCAAAAUAGAGGCAGAUUCACCUGUGAUCUCUGCACUGUCGCAUUCUGGUAUCUGUGUGCCCAGUUUAAUUCAUGGACAUUAGAUAUGCAUGCCUGAUAUCAUGGGUAGAUCUCCGUUUCCUCGAAGUCUUCCCCCAUCCCCGUCCCCAAAAUCUGCAUUCAGUCCUGAGUGCUGCCAGUAGGGUUUGUGGCACCCACCGGGUGCUGUUGGCUGGCUCGAGGCACCGGCAGCAGUGACGAGAAAAGCCGUGAUGACAGAGCAAAGGAAAUCCUCAAACAACAGAGAAGAGAAAGGAAGAGGAGAGGGUUGGUCGGGAGCAGGGGAAUAAGGAAGGUGCCCUACACACACGCGCAUGCGCACAUGUGCAAACUAGCCAUUUAGUAAGAGAAACAAGUUGGAAUGAGGCUUAAUGAGCAAGUGUGUUAAGUUACUGGUUGGUUUUUGCUGUCUGUCUGGUAGCAGCAGCCAUCUCCCUAAGAUGCUUGCUUUGCUACCACUUUCACUGGCUUUUGGCCUGUUGGGAGCCCCAGGAGAGAAUUCCUGGUUAGAGGAUCCUCUGUGAACGGAUUCUCACGGGGCCGUAAAUGCACAAGAGAUAAACCAGCUCUGUUGGUCCCACAUGGGUGCCACUCAGGAAGUGAAAAAACCUGGUGGCGUAAAGAUCCAAAUAACCCCUCAGCUCCUACUGCUGGGUUGCUGAGGAUCCCACUUCCAGCAGAGCCCUCUCUGUCCUUCUCCGAGUCUGUAGAGGGCGCUCAUGUCACUGGAAUCCCACUUCCUGGCCUAGGGCAGGCAGAGGAGCAGGAGCCCUGAGUGCCUCAGAUCCUUUCGUCAGGGAAAGUCAGCAAUCUGCCCUUCGGCGAUCUCAGGACGCCUUUGGGGCAGGGAGUGAUAUUUCUCAAAGGGUGGUAUUUAGAUGAGCUCUUUAGUUCAGCUUGCACGCUUAGGCACUCGCGUGCUAGUGGAUUAGGAAGGGGCAGCACAGGUUAGAGUCCCUUCCUUGGGAGAAUGGUUCGUUUUUUGUCCUUCUUGCCUGGAGAACUUGUAUUUCAUGUUCUCCACGUCCCACUGUGCUGCCUCCAUUACCUGCCUUUGGUUUUACUGCCUUGUUUUCUACAUGCCAGGCACGUGGCCUUUCAGCCCUUCCCGAAGCUUUGCUGACCCGGCUGGUGUUCCCACGGCUCCUUCUCAGUUAUCUGUUAGCCCAUAUCACACUUGCCUUGUAGUUACUUAAGUCUCAUACCCCCACCGGCCUCUAAACCCCUACAGGGCAGAGACCUUGGGGCCUCAUCCAUCACUUCAGCCCUAGCUUCUAGCAUAGGACCUGGCGUGUGAGAGGCCUUCUCAGGUAAGAAAUGAAUUAAUCCACUUAAGUAACUGUUGGUGACUUAGACUUGCUUCUAAAAUGAGUAGAAGAGAGAGUGAUUCAAAGAAAUGAGUCACCUCAGUGAAUUCGUAGACUCUUUAUUAGAAGGCAGUAGAUUUUCUUGGGUAAGAGGUCCUGCCCUUGGCUUUGCCACCAUUUUCCUAGAACUAUAAUGUUUUGGUGUGUGUCCUACCACCCCCCCCUCCCCGUGAUACUGACUUCUUCAUUAUGUUACCUGGAGGCAGGUUCCAACCAUUAUUGCACACUUUUGACCAGGGGUUAGCAAACUACAACCCAUGUGCUAAAUCUGGCCCACCGCCUAUUGUUAAUAAAGUUUUAUUGGCACGCAGCCACACACAUUUGUUUAUAUAUUGAGUGUGACUGUUUUGUGCUACCAUGACUGAGUUGAGUAGUUAUGACAGAGACAGUAGAUCUACAAAACCUAAAAUAUUUACUUCCUGGCCUUUUACAAGAACAGUGUACUGACCCCUCUUUUAGAUGACCCGUUGCUGUCUGCCAGCCCACAGUCCUCGGUUAUGCAGGGAUUAUCUGAUGUGAAGCAGCAUGUUGAAGAAGGGGUACGUGCAUAAAGGGUUUGAAACACCUGGUUCCAGCACUUGCCAUUCGAGGAACAUUCAGCACAUUGUUGUGGUACUGUGAGAUCUCUUCUUCAUCUAUAAAACGGGCAUGGAAAAUGUCUGCCUCACAGGUGAUCCCGUGCCCUGCUUGUGAAAGCACUCUGUGGAUGUCCGAGCAGGCCCUCAGAGCAACCGUGGACAUUAUUGCUGCUGUUCUCUUUCUCAG
Messenger RNA from Felis catus (domestic cat), 8138 nucleotides. It is a transcript of the gene PSMB7, whose product is annotated as proteasome 20S subunit beta 7. NCBI's taxonomy places the organism in Eukaryota, Metazoa, Chordata, Mammalia, Carnivora, Felidae. Gene Ontology annotation, molecular function: threonine-type endopeptidase activity. Gene Ontology annotation, cellular component: proteasome core complex. Bases 97 to 1005 code for a protein of 302 amino acids. The transcript is spliced from 7 exons. The record is from RefSeq and is a predicted model, not a curated record.